Molecule: messenger RNA, 2531 nt
Organism: Phyllotreta striolata
Lineage: Eukaryota; Metazoa; Arthropoda; Insecta; Coleoptera; Chrysomelidae
Source: the annotation of a GenBank genome assembly
GGCAUUUUAGACAUAUCCUGACCUAAGGCAAGCGGCAAAAUCUAACUGCUUCGUUGAUACGUUGUUACUCGAAUUUCGUUUGUGCUUUGUACAGUGAUUUUAUAUUACCGUACGGUACGAAAAACAGUGAAGGUUGACUACAACUAAAUCUAGUUGAAUAAACUAAUAGAUAAUUAAAUAAUCGUGCAAAUAACAUUCCAAAAUGCCGCCCAAACGAAAAGCAGCUACUGCGACUGCUAAAUCUAAAGUUGAAAAUGAAGAGGUUAGUACAACAAAUGAUGUGGAUCAGUCUGAAACAACUACCAAAAGAGCUAAGGUUAUCAAGAGUACAACCACCAAAGCUGCUAAGGGAAAAGUUGCUGUAAAGGAGAAAAGAGGCAAGAAAAACAAAGUUGAAAACGAUUCAGAAGGUGAAGAACAAAUUCCAGAACCUGCACCUGUACCACCAAAAAAGAAGAGGGCUGGAAAAUCCAAAGUUGAGAUUGAUAAGGAAGUAAAGAAAACGAGGACUCGAAAAAAUAACAAACUUGAUGAUAUAGAAGAUCCGAAUCAGGAAGAAUCUGAUGGCCAAAAAGUAGACGAAGCUGAUAAGGAUUCAGAAGCUGAAGAGGAACCUGUACCAGUAAAAAGAAAGAGGGGUGUAAAAGCUAAAGUUCCGGAAAUUGAACCAGAACCAGUACCGGUGAAAAACAAACGGGGUAGAAAAGCCAAAAUUGAGGUUGAUAAGGAAGCAAAGAAAACCAAUACACGAAAGAAUAACAAACCUGAAGAUAAAGAAGAUCUGACUCAGGAAGAUGCUCAGAUUCACAGCAAAGCUGAAGAUGAGUCAGAAACCGAAGAACAGUUACCUGAACCUCUACCGGUACCAGCAAAAAACAAACGGGGUAGAAAAGCCAAAAUUGAGGACGAUAAGGACACAAACAAAACCAAUACACGAAAGAAUAACAAACCUGAAGAUACAGAAGAUCUGAAUCAGGAAGAAUCCGAUGCUCAGAUUCCCAGCAAAGCUGAAGAAGAUCCGGAAAUUGAAGAACCUGAACCUCUACCGGUACCGGUAAAAAACAAACGGGGUAGAAAAGCCAAAAUUCAGGACGACGGGGAAGCAAAGAAAACCAAUACACAAAAGAAUGAUAAACUUGAAGAUAUAGAAGAUUUGAAAGAGGAAGAAUCUGAUGCUCAGAAUCCCAGCAAAGCUGAAAAGGAUUCAGAAACCGAACAACAAUUACCUGAACAUGUACCAGUAAAAAACAAACGGGGUAGAAAACCCAAAAUUGAGGAUGCUAAGGACACAGACAAAACCAAUACACAGAUGAAUGACAAACCUGAAGAUGUAGAAUUUGUAGAAGAUCUGAAUAAGGAAGAAUCCGAUGCCCAGAAUCCCAGCAAAGCUGAAGAGGAUUCAGAAACCGAACAACAAUUACCUGAACCUCUACCGGUACCGGUGAAAAACAAACGGGGUGGAAAAGCCAAAAUCGAGAAUGAUAAUGAACCGAAGGCAGUCAAAGCCGGCAAACGCAAAGCUGAGAAACCAGAAGAUCCCAACGAGGAAGACCCCGACGUGGUACCUGCUAAAACAACGAAAGUAAAAAAGCCGCUCAUGAAUAAAGUUAACACAAAUUGGGAGACCAUUGAUUUUAAAUGUUCGAAACCCAACAAAGAUGGCAAAAAUCACAACAUUAUCAUUAGUGCAUGGAACACCGGGGGUCUGAGAAGUUGGGUGAACAAGGAAUGUCACGAAUAUUUAACCCACGAAAAACCCGACAUAAUAUGUCUUCAGGAAACAAAGUGUGCGAUCGAUAAGAUACCUGAAGAAAUAGCGAACCUAAAAGACUACCAGAAAUACUGGACUUCGAGUAAAGACAACGACGGUUACGCAGGAGUGGGUUUGCUAACCGUCCCUAAACCGAAAAACGUUACUUACGGAAUUAAUAACGAAGAAUUAGACGACGAAGGUCGCUGCAUAACCGCGGAGUACGAGAAAUUCUUCCUCAUUAACGUGUACGUGCCCAACGCAGGUCGUAAGCUUGUAACGCUCCCGAAGCGCCUGAAAUGGAACGAGGCCUUCAAAAGGUACGUAAGUAAAUUGGAUGAACAGAAGCCGGUGAUAAUAUGCGGGGAUAUGAACGUGUCCCAUAAUGAAAUCGAUCUAGCCAGGCCAAAGAGUAACAUGAAAAAUGCCGGAUUUACUCGGGAGGAGCGCGAAGGGAUGACAGAGUUCCUGAAUUCGGGAUAUGUGGACGUUUACAGGGAGUUGUAUCCCGAUCAGAAAGACGUGUACUCGUUCUGGUCGUACAUGAGUAAUGCACGGGCUAAGAAUAUUGGAUGGAGAUUGGAUUAUUUUCUGACGUCCGAGAGAAUAAUAAGUCGAGUUUGUGAUAUUAGUUAUAGAACUGAAGUCCUGGGAUCAGACCAUUGUCCGUUAACUCUAUUUAUUAAUAUGUAGUGUAUGUAAUGUACUAAUAUGUAAUAUGUACUUGUUUUUAAUUUUUUCAUACAAAGUAUUAAUUUAUAAUAAAAAAAUAGUUCUUCAA